AUGAAGAAUCCACUUUGUGACGAGCUCAUGCUUCUUCAGCCAACGAGAAUCGAUGCGCAAGACUUAUAUUCAUGUUACAUUGUCAACUGUACUUUAAACGCUUUACUUAUCAUCACUGCCAUCAUAUUUAAUAGCGUCUUAAUCCAAGCACUAAGAAGGACUUCUUCUUUGUCAAAACCUCUGAGGACGUUUCUUUUCAGCCUGGCUGUCUCGGACCUCGGGGUUGGUUUAGUGGCACAACCUUUAUAUCUUCUUUUGCUCGUCAGAUGGCUACAGAAGAACCCUGAAUACCAUCCGAGUUGUGCCUUGUAUACCGCGUAUGCGCUUAUAGGCAUUUUAUUUUCUGUGUCUUCAUUUUUCGGCCUCAUGGCUCUGAGUGCAGACAGAUUUCUGGCCAUUCAUCUUCAUCUCAGGUACAGGAAGUGUGUAACUCGCAAGCGUGUUGUCUUUGGAGUGGUAGCCUUGUGGGUUUUGAGUAUAAUUCUCUCGCUGUUCAUGCUGUUGGUGUCGCCGAAUGUUGCCACCGUAGUUCACACCACUGUCUGCAUUGCUUGUCUGUCUGUCUCAACAGUGUUUUAUUCCAAAAUUUACCUAACUGUACGAUGCCACAAAAAUCAAAUCCAAGUUCUACAGGUACAAAAACAAGAACAGGAUGCAGAAGCAACGGUCACAGAUCUAAUUAGUCGCAGAAAGUCAGCGAUAGGCACAUUCUACGUUUAUCUGAUGUUUUUUAUUUGCUACGUGCCUCUAGCAUGUACCUUUGCAGUCACGCUCGCAUUUGACUCAAGUAGCGCCAUAAAAAUAUCUACAAUUUCUUCAUGGACUCUGGUAUUCUUCAAUUCGUCUUUGAACCCCGUUAUUUACUGCUGGAAGAUGAGGCACCUUAGACAUGCAAUUAUUAACAUGCUCCGAAAUUUUAUUCCAAACCACGGAAGACGGGAGAUGCGCAUCCCAGUAAGACAGCGCGUAUGCAUAACGGAGUGAUUUUUUCCAGCAAUGUUAAAAGUCAGCGAUAUUUGUUGGCACA
This is a messenger RNA of Pocillopora verrucosa, 1027 nucleotides long. RefSeq names its product adenosine receptor A2b-like. Gene Ontology annotation, molecular function: G protein-coupled receptor activity. The record is from RefSeq and is a predicted model, not a curated record. Gene Ontology annotation, cellular component: plasma membrane. Lineage: Eukaryota; Metazoa; Cnidaria; Anthozoa; Scleractinia; Pocilloporidae. Gene Ontology annotation, biological process: G protein-coupled receptor signaling pathway.